This is a messenger RNA of Diachasma alloeum, 1250 nucleotides long. RefSeq names its product cytosolic Fe-S cluster assembly factor NUBP2 homolog (gene Nubp2). The coding region runs from base 100 to 882 and encodes 260 amino acids. Lineage: Eukaryota; Metazoa; Arthropoda; Insecta; Hymenoptera; Braconidae. Gene Ontology annotation, biological process: iron-sulfur cluster assembly. Gene Ontology annotation, cellular component: cytosol. Gene Ontology annotation, molecular function: ATP binding; ATP-dependent FeS chaperone activity; 4 iron, 4 sulfur cluster binding. The transcript is spliced from 5 exons. The record is from RefSeq and is a predicted model, not a curated record.
CCGAAAACACUUCACAUUUGCUCGGCAACUGGAAGAAGGGGGUAGCCCGACAAAACAUUGUAAUCACUCUUGAUAAAAACCGAAGGCAGUUCUCCAACGAUGCUGGACGAGGUGAAGCACGUUCUGCUGGUUCUAUCGGGCAAGGGUGGCGUUGGCAAGUCAACGGUGAGCACCCAGCUGGCACUGGCCCUCAAGGUAGCCGGCUUCAAGGUGGGAAUCCUCGAUGUCGACCUCUGUGGCCCCAGUGUGCCUUAUCUCCUAAAUAUUGAGGACAAGGAUGUGCACCAGUCCUCGGAAGGAUGGAUUCCAGUGUACACUGAUCAGGAUCAGACACUUGCUGUAAUGUCCAUUGGAUUUUUGCUGAAAAAUCGUAACGAUGGGGUUGUCUGGCGAGGACCCAAGAAGACUGGCAUGAUCAGACAGUUUCUGACUGACGUCGUCUGGAAGGACAUCGAUUAUCUGAUCAUUGACACUCCUCCUGGCACCUCAGACGAGCACAUCACUGUUAUGGAGAAUCUGAGAGAUGUUAAGUGCGAUGGGGCUAUUAUCGUUACCACUCCACAGGCUGUUGCUGUCGAUGAUGUCUUGAGGGAAAUAACGUUUUGCAGGAAAACUGGGAUUCCGGUUAUUGGGAUUGUCGAGAAUAUGAGUGGAUUUGUCUGUCCAACGUGUUCGGAGUGCACAAAUAUUUUUUCGUCUGGUGGAGGCAUAGCCCUGUCCGAAAUGGUGAAAGUUCCAUUUUUGGCUAAACUUCCCAUCGACCCGGCGAUUGGAAAACUAGCUGACAAGGGCCAAAGCAUCCUGGUGACACUUCCUGACAGUCAAGUUGCCCAGGUCUUCAGGAAACUCGUUGAGGAGCUCACCAAGAGCAAGGAAGCUUGAACUAAAAAAUGAAAAACCCUCUCUAACGUGUUACCGAGUGGAUGAACUGUGUGACUGCUAUGCGAACGUAUGAUACACAUUAACAGUUUGUUAUUUAAAUAAACUCGAACUCUGUGAGCAAGUAGGGGAGAGUUCAUAUGAUGGAGGAUUCGUUCAUAUGAAUAUUCGCUUUUCAAACUCGAAUGCUAUUACUCGAUUAUUUUACUUAAACACAGAGAUGUAGAUAUUACAUUUUGUAUCUUGUAUAUUUUCAGGAAAAAUAUUCUAGAGGUGUUUUGUACAGUCAAGUAACAUCGAAAAUAUUUUUUAUAAAAUUUUGAUUGUGGAAUGGUGUUCAAACGAUAAUAAUAAAAACAAUCGAAAAAUCA